AGUUGCAAUCUGAUCUGAUCUGAGUUUUAUGUCAUCGUCUUCUAUAUAAGCGCGUAGUAUUUCACGGAGCCAUUGGUGACAAAUAUACAAUAUAUUUUUUGCAAGGAACUACAUCAAUUUUCGGAAUCUAUUUUAUAAAUAAGCGAGCUUCUCAUCCACAAACCCAGAAAAAGACAAUGUUCGUAUCUACGUACGUACCAUACGUGCUGAUGUGCGGUGUAGUGGCGCAGUCGUUCGCUACACGUGCUCAACAGGACGUCACGUCACAAAGAGAAGAAGGACAGAACAUUCCACCGUCCAUCGAAGACCAGAAAAUGAGUGUAGAUAUAAGUGACACACCUUUGAUCCUAGACUAUCAAUCAAUUUUUGGCCUCAAUAAUGGACGUGGGUCGAACGAAAACGCGUCUUUAAAGUUUUCUAGACUAUCUAAACAAGAAUAUCCUAAUGUCGGAAAAGUAAAGCAAUAUUCAUCAAAAUCAAACAGCGGCACGAAAUUUAGCAACACACUCAAAGAAAAUGGAAGCAACAUUAUCCGAGGGACACCAAGGUUUUUGCUAAACAGCAAAGUUCAAGAGGGACAGGACAUUUAUCAGAAGACGGACGCGCUUCACUUGAGACCGAAGCGGGGCUUCAGGUCCGCGGUCGCUGAUCGAAUCGCGCACGGGUUUGGGAAAAGAUCGAAUGCCCUUGACCUUCAAAACGAACAGUGGCAGGCGGUGAAAGCACUUCUUGAUUUCUCUCGCUUCGAACAGGAAGUGUACGAUGACGAUGUAAACACGCUUGUAAGACUGUACCGGAAGUACGGCAACCGGACCUCAAACCAACCUCUCGCUUCAAGACCUCCGUUGUCAGAAAAUGCGGAUGCAGAAUUGUUGAAGAAGCUUCUUGAAGCUUAAGAAGCUAGACGAAUACACAGGGAAGAGUAGAUACGAAGAUGUGGACUUUAAAAUAAACGAAUUAUAUUUAAAAUGGUAAAGGCCGAGUUGAAUAUUUGCUUUGCACGCAAAGGCGACUUAACUUGAAAAUUUUCCUUAUCUUCAACAUGCACAUAUCCAUAUUAGUCUAACUCCGUAUACAACUAUUGCAGUAAAAAAAAAAGAUUUUGUUAAAACAAAUACGCUUUAAUGAUAUUUCAAUUCAAUGACUUUAUAUAACGACCGCGACAUAUAACUUUUACGGUCAAUUGAACGCUUAUCGACUAAGUAUUAAAAUGUCCGAAAAAAUCAAAGCAUGACUGUUGCACAUUUACUAUUGUAUUUUAGGGUAUUUUAAUAAUGGACAAUGGUUACGACACAUAAUUUAUUAUCUUUAAACGCAAUUAAAUCGGGAUUGGUUUUAAAUGUUAUUGCCCAGUUGGGAAAAAAUGAAAUAAGCAUUUUGCAAAUAUUAGAGAACACGUUGAUGUUAUCCGAGAAGAUUCCUUAUUUCAAAAAUAUUUUAAUUAAUUAAAUUCUAGGAAAAAAGUUGUUAUAAGCUUGCUGUAUUAUUUGUUCACAAUACGCACAUCGUUUUAUUGAUAUAUUUCAACAAUGACAUUGUUACAUUUAUGUUACUACAAAAGUUCAAGUUAGUUCUUUUUUGUAUGUAUUUCGUGCAGUUGAAUGUUAGUGAUAAUCAUAAACAUAAAUUUAAGGUAUAUUGUUAAUAUAAACGUUACCACCAAAUAAAUGUAUUUAAAGAUUGUUACUAUUUUAAGAUAAAAUUAGCGCAACGCAUUUAAUAAUGCAAGCAUUUGACACGAAAACACACAUUUGAACCAAACCAUUUCGUGAACCUCUAUAUAUUACAUUGUAUUUUCUCUUGCCAACUCUCUUAACGAAAAUCAA
This is a messenger RNA of Dreissena polymorpha, 1826 nucleotides long. RefSeq lists its product as uncharacterized. NCBI's taxonomy places the organism in Eukaryota, Metazoa, Mollusca, Bivalvia, Myida, Dreissenidae. The record is from RefSeq and is a predicted model, not a curated record. Bases 177 to 896 code for a protein of 239 amino acids. The transcript has 5 exons.